Molecule: messenger RNA, 3051 nt
Organism: Patiria miniata (bat star)
Lineage: Eukaryota; Metazoa; Echinodermata; Asteroidea; Valvatida; Asterinidae
Exons: 3
Coding region: 1-3051 (1016 amino acids)
Biological process (GO): DNA integration
Molecular function (GO): nucleic acid binding; zinc ion binding
Source: RefSeq, a predicted model, not a curated record
AUGACGGACUUCACGGUUCUGACUGUUCGCUCUGCCAUCCCAUUCGAGCGAGGGUAUCGAGGGGAGGAGCCAAGUACCAAGUCGUACACAGAAUUAGUUGAUGUGCUGAGGAAACACCUCGCCCCCAAACCGCUUGUUAUCGCAGAGAGGUUUCGCUUUCACAAGCGUGAUCAGCGUGAGGGAGAAUCAGUUACUGCAUAUCUCGCUGAACUUAGACGAUUGACAGAAUAUUGCGAAUUUGGGAGUUAUCUCAAUGACGCACUUCGUGAUCGUCUAGUGUGUGGUCUGCGGGCUGGCAACAUCACUAAACGUCUACUCGCUGAAGCUAAGCUCACAUUCAAGAAAGCGAUUGAGAUAGCUACAGCUAUGGAAGCUGCUGCUAAAGACGCAGUUGAAUUUCAACAACAGCUGAAACCAGAGACUUCGGUCCACAAAUUCGCAGCCAAACCGCAACCAACUUCAACAUCGACAUGCUAUCGCUGUGGGAAAUCUGGUCAUUCUCCCAACCAGUGUCACUUCAAAGACGCUACGUGUCAUGGAUGCAACAAGAAAGGUCACAUCCGACCAGUCUGCCGCUCGAGUGCUAGUCCACAACAGGCUAGUCGCCCACGUAACUCUCGCAAAGGCCGACCACAAGGAGGAAAAGCGAAGGCGAAACACAUGAAAUCAGUCGAGGAAGCCAGUAGCGACGACGACAUGACCUACGUCGGUCGACUCGGAGUCAACAAUCUGGAUCAUCGCAAAGAUAGCACGAUCUGGUUGACCCCAUCGAUUAAUGGCACAAAUAUUCGCAUGGAACUUGACACAGGUUCGGCUGUAUCUGUAAUCUCCAAGGCAGACUACCAGCGACAUUUCGCGAAUUCGAAACUCGAGUCAACUCCAGUCAAAUUGCAGACCUACACUGGUGAAAAGGUAUCACCAGUUGGUUGUCUGCAAGUGGACAUCUGCUACCAGGAACAACGACACACCGGACUGUUGUAUGUUGUUCAACGCGGUGGGCCAGCAUUGUUUGGUCGCGAUUGGCUCGCCCACUUCAAACUGGACUGGCCGAGCAUUUUCGCCAUAUCAUCUGAGCAUCCGCCAGUGAACAUGGAGGCUAAGUUACAAGCCUUGUUAGACUCGUAUCCUGAACUCUUCAAGGACGAAAUUGGGGAACGCACAGACAUACGAGCAAAAUUGACUCUCAAAGAUAAUGCUCACCCAGUGUUCCUCAAGGCAAGACAAGUGCCAUAUGCACUGAGACCCCAAGUUGAAGCUGAGCUCGCCAAGCUUCAACAGCAGAACAUUAUCUCACCAGUAGAGACUAGUGAAUGGGCCACACCCAUAGUGCCCGUUCCAAAGAAAAAUGGUGGGGUAAGAAUUUGCGGUGACUUCAAAGUGACUGUUAACGCCAACUUGCAUGUUGACCAUUACCCCUUGCCCAAGAUCGACGACGUGUUCGCCACCCUGGCAGGCGGACAGCACUUCAGUAAGCUUGACCUCAAACAAGCAUACUUACAUAUGGUAAUGGACGAGGAGUCAAGCAAGCUACUCACUCUCAACACUCACAAGGGACUGUUCAAAAUGAAUCGACUUGCCUUCGGAGUAGCAUCAGCACCCGCAAUAUGGCAACGGACAAUGGAGCAAAUCAUCCAGGGCAUUCCAGGUGUGCAGUGCAUUCUGGAUGAUAUGCUCAUCACCGGUCGCGAUAACACAGAACAUCUUCGUAAUCUGGAGAAAGUUCUAUCUGUGUUGCGCGAUCGAGGACUGCGUCUCAACAUAUCCAAGUGCGAGUUCUUCAAGAGCAAGCUCUUGGAGAAAAAUCACAAAUGGGCGUGGUCUACAGAAUGUGAGACAGCAUUCGAGCAGGCAAAAACUCUGAUCACAUCUGAGGAAGUCUUGACCCACUACGACCCAAAGUUGCCAGUCAAAUUAGCUUGCGAUGCAUCACCGUACGGGCUGGGCUCCGUCAUGUCCCACGUAAUGCCCGACAACACGGAGCGACCAAUCGCAUAUGCUUCGCGAACAUUGUCAUCCGCUGAGCGAAACUACUCGCAAAUCGACAAGGAAGCCUUAGCCCUCGUGUGGGGUGUCAAGAAAUUCAACAACUAUCUGUGUGGGCGGAAGUUCACAUUGGUGACUGAUCACCAACCGCUCACGUCAAUAUUUCAUCCCGCUAAGAGCAUCCCUGCAAUGACAGCUUCUCGCAUGGUUCGCUACGCUGUAUUCCUUGCCAGCUACGACUACGAAAUUGAGUACAAGAGUACCACCAAACACUGUAACGCGGAUGGACUUUCGCGAAUGCCACUUCCUGAGGUCAGGGUAGAGCACACUGACCCAGAUGAUAUCCUACACUUGUCGCAAUUCGACACAUUGCCAGUCACCAGUGCCCAAAUACGCAAGGAAACUGCUCGCGAUGUCGUACUCGCCAAAGCUUACGAGUACACUAUGAAGGGCUGGCCUCACUCCCACGACUCUGAACUGAAUCCAUUCCACGCACGUAGGCAUGAACUUUCCGUACACAACGGAUGCCUCAUGUGGGGAUUACGCGUUGUAGUGCCAGCCAAGCUACGCGACAAGGUCCUCAUCGAGCUACAUGAAGGUCACCUGGGGGUUGUCAAAAUGAAAACCCUCGCACGCGGUUACAUGUGGUGGCCUGGCAUCGACAGUGACAUUGAAAAACUUGCCAAAGGUUGUUCUGGAUGCCAGCUAGUCCAGCACAACCCUAAGUCAGCACCACUUCACACAUGGGAAUGGCCCAUGUCUCCAUGGCAACGUAUCCACAUUGACUAUGCUGGACCGUUCCUCGGUCAAAUGUUUUUGAUCGUAGUGGAUGCACACUCCAAAUGGCCAGAAGUGGUAAGCACCAAAUCCUCCGAUUCUUCUCACACCAUUGAUAUUCUGAGAGCCAUCUUCGCGAGAAAUGGAGUUCCGGAGCAACUCGUGAGUGAUAACGCACCCCAGUUUACAUCUGAUGAAUUUCAGAUGUUCCUCAAGCGCAACGGUGUGAAACACAUCACAUCUGCCCCAUAUCAUCCCGCAACAAAUGGCCUCGCUGAACGGUUUGUGUAG